GGGUGGGUGGUGUUGUGGGGGAGAGAGGAAGGGGAUCAUUUAAACUCUGUGGUAAGAAGGAGGCGGGACGGAGACGUGAAGAUUAAUUGCUGGAUGGAAGGAAGGAAAAGGGGAAAGUUUCAGAUUUCACUGGUUUCCGGAACGAGAGAGCGCGAGUGAAGGAGCUCGGAGUCAGCCGGUACUGGAUUCCCAAACCUCGCCUCUGGUUUGUGUCUCAACUCUGUCUCCAAGGAGAUGUAGAGCGGGACGUCCUUCACUAAAUCCUAAACCAGGGGUCUAGUCUCUCGCUGAACGAGACGCUCUUCCAACGCACAAUGCUUCUCUGCUUCCUGCUGUUUCUUCAUUACUCCGGAAAUUCCAAAGCACAAGUUAACCCUGGCUUGUGCCGCUAUGCACUGGGGAUGCAAGAUGGGACGAUCGGGGACAAAGACAUCACAGCGUCCAGCGAGUGGUACGAGUCUACGGGAGCCCGAUUUGGCAGACUGGAGAAGGAGGACGGGGACGGAGCCUGGUGUCCGGUCGGCCUCCUGUACCCGGACAGCGUGGAGUACCUGCAGAUCGACCUGCACUCCCUCAACUUCAUCACCCUGAUGGGCACCCAGGGCCGGCACGCCUACGGCAGCGGCAACGAGUUUGCCCGAGCCUACCAGCUGGACUACAGCCGUGACGGGGAACGCUGGCUGUCCUGGAGAGAUCGGCAGGGGAGGCGGCUGAUCGAAGGGAACAGUAACACGUACGAGAUCGUCCUGAAGGAUCUGCGGCCGCCGAUCAUCGCCCGCUACGUGAGGGUCAUUCCGGUCACAAAGCAGCCGAUGAGCGUGUGUAUGAGGCUCGAGCUGUACGGCUGUGUGUGGGCCGACGGUCUCUCCUCGUACAGCGAGCCUGUGGGACAGAUCAUCGCCAACCCGGGUUCGGCCAUUGUUUACCUGAAUGACUCCACUUACGACGGGUUCCGAGACGCCAGACGUAGACACGGGGGCCUGGGACAGCUGACUGACGGAGUGCUGGGCCUGGAUGACUUUACCCAGAGCCAUGAGUACCGGGUGUGGCCGGGCUAUGACUACGUGGGCUGGACCAACCGCAGCCAUCGCCAAGGCUACGUGGAGCUGGAGUUCGAGUUCGACCAGCGGAGAAACUUCACCUCGAUGAAGGUGCACUGUAACAACCUGUUCUCCAAGGCGGUGAAAAUCUUCCGCAAGGUGGAUUGCUUCUUCAAGCAGCAGCUGGUGGCAAACUGGGAGCGGGAGGCGGUGGGGGUGGGCACGGUGAUCGACGACAAGAACCCCAGCGCCCGCUUCGUGAUGGUCCCGUUACAGCACCGGGUGGGCAAGGCCAUCCGCUGCCGCUUCCACUUCGCAGACACCUGGCUGAUGUUCAGCGAGAUCUCCUUCCAGUCCCAGGUCAUGGAUUCUGGUGGAAUGAAUCCUUUGGUGGAGAAUCCGCACCCUUCCCGCAGAGAGGAGAACGGCCGAGCUGCGGAGGAGCUGACGUCCCCCAAACCGUCAUCGCCCCCCCUCAGCUCCCUCCCCUACCUCCUCACCAGCCCCACCCCAAACCCCAGCCUCAACUGCAGCUCCAAGCCCACCCCAACUCCAACACAGACGCAGAAUGUAAUGCUGGUCACCGUCGCCCCUUCGGCCGUCACCGGCCCCGAGCACCGAGCUGACGAAAGCAACACCUCCAUUCUGAUUGGCUGCCUGGUGACCAUCAUCCUCCUCCUCAUCAUCAUCAUCAUCGUCAUCCUGUGGCGGCAGCACUGGCGGCGGCUGCUGGAGAAGGCUCCCCGGCGUAUCCUGGAGGAGGACGUCACUGUGCACCUGUCCCUGUGUGACGAUUCCAUCAUCAUCAACAGCCAGACUCAGAUAUUCCAGACCAACCCCACGUACGAGACGGUCUUUCCCCUCGACUUGCAGUACCAGGAGCCAGCCAGGCUGUUACGCAAGCUGCCGGAACUUUCUCAGAGCGCCGAGGACUCGGUGUGCAGCGGUGACUACGCAGAGCCAGACGUGACCAAGGCCACCCCGCACCAGGGCUUCCAGAACAAGGUGCCGCACUACGCCGAGGCCGACAUCGUUAACCUGCAGGGCGUGACCGGCAACAACACCUACGCCGUUCCCGCGGUAACCGUGGACUCCCUCAUCAAGUUGGAGCUGGCGGUGGGCGAGAUCUCUCGACACCAGCUGCGCUUCAAGGAGAAGCUGGGGGAGGGGCAGUUUGGGGAGGUUCACCUGUGUGAAGCCCAGGGUCUGCAGGAGAGCCCAGGACCCGAGCUGUGUUUCAGUGGCCGUCACAAACCUGUUCUGGUGGCUGUGAAGAUGCUUCGUUCGGACGCCACCAAAAAUGCCAGGAACAACUUCCUCAAGGAGGUGAAGGUCAUGUCCCGGCUCAACAACCCCAACAUCAUCCGUCUGCUGGGAGUCUGCAUCCACGAUGAUCCUCUCUGCAUGGUCACCGAGUACAUGGAGAAUGGGGAUCUCAACCAGUUCCUGUAUCAGCGGGAGCUAGAGAACCAAUUCACCCUGGCCAACAACAUCCCCAGUGUCAGUUACCGGUGCCUGCUGCACAUGGGCACGCAGAUUGCCUCGGGCAUGCAGUACCUGUCCUCUCUCAAGUUUGUGCACAGGGACCUGGCAACCCGCAACUGCCUGGUGGGCCAUCAUUCCACCAUCAAGAUCGCUGACUUCGGCAUGAGCCGCAACCUAUACAGCGGGGAUUACUAUCGCAUCCAGGGCCGUGCCGUGCUGCCCAUCCGCUGGAUGGCCUGGGAGAGCAUCUUGCUGGGGAAAUUCACGACCGCAAGUGAUGUGUGGGCGUUUGGAGUCACUCUGUGGGAGAUGUUCACCUUCUGUAAAGAGCAACCGUAUUCCCAGCUGACCGACGAGCAGAUCAUCGAGAACACGGGAGAAUUUUUCCGGAAUCAAGGCCGGCAGACCUACCUGUCGCAGCCCUCCAUCUGCCCGAAGCAUAUCUUCGAGGUUAUGGUCGGCUGCUGGAGCCGAGAUAUCAAGGAUCGACCGGUCUUCGAGCGCAUCCACCAUUUCUUCCAGGAGCAGCUGGUCAGCCUGUCCUAGUGCUCGCCCACCGAGGUUAGGGUUAGGGUUGAACACUGAAGGACAUCUCAGCCUCUGCGGCCUCACCCAGUCCCUCGUGCCCCAAUCGGCCGCAUUGGCCGUUCACAUCGAUAACACUUGCCUUUGCGUUUGAUUAUAAAGUCAAAACGCCUCAACGGGCUUCACAGGAAUCAGUGUCCAAUGGAGUGACUGUGUGUUUUGUAGGGCAACGCGGCAGCCGAUUGCGUGCCCUGCAGCGCCUCCCAAAAUGAGCACGAGGUGAAUCUGAUCUGGGUCAUUGUCGGCCAGGACACCGGGAGAGAGAAACUCCCUUCUCUUUUUGAGUUGUGCCAUGAGGUCUUUAACAUGCGCCUGGACAGACGCGGGCGGGACCUCAGUUUAACGUCUCAUCCGUAGGACGGGGUUCAUAUUUUAAUCUCGGGUCACAUCUGACCACUCACUCGAACAGGACCACACUCGGGUGUGGCGGCCAUUGGAGCUUCACUGUGUUGGGGACGGACUUUUGAGACCGUGGUCUUUCUUGCGGACAAUUGGAAGCUCUCUCACUUUCACUGGAAGAUCAGGACCGGAAUCGGUGGAGGCCAGUGCUGUGCACAAUGUUAAACGUGAAUCGACAAGGCGACUUUCUCUCCCCUGUCCUGUCCUGUGGACCAGAAAAGCCAUUGCUUCCCCACACUGGAGUUCCACCAGAGAGACGAAUGGGACUGAGCGAACAGAGAACCUGCUGACUGGGCUGGCACUAGCCAUGCCUGUUUGCCAUCCACUGCCACACGCCAUCGCUGUCAAGGCCUGGGGGGGGUUUUACUGAACUGCUAUCACUGUAUUGUUUAAUUUAGAACCUUUUUGUAUAUUUUUUAUUACAAUGGACUGAUGUGCAAUGGACUAAUGGUGAGAGAGCGAGAGAAGCCCUGAUGUCCUCAGGACGAGUUAGUUUCCGACGCUUUGUAUAGACAUUUGAUGCACGUUGCAUCCGCACUGAUGCUCACUCUUUUCCCACUUUUAGUUUCUAAGCUGAAGCAGCAUGUCGACAUCCCGAAUCCUGAGCAUCCCUUAAAAAUCUUCGCAAUGUGUAUAAUCCAGGAGCCUUCCCAAAGAACCUUCCCAAAGAACGUCUGUGGGCUCUAGGCGGGGGUGGGGCGGGGGGUGCUGUGUGCUUAGGCCCAGGUACGAGGAGGAGGGGAGGGGGCUGUGGAAAGCGGGUGGGAAGGGGCCUGGGAACGGAGCGGCUUUGGUACAGAGAUACGAUGUUUGUAGUCAGUGUGUGCGGACAGUGUCUGUGAAUUUCAAUGAGUUGAAAGUUAGCAGCAACAACUUGUACUUACACAGCAGCCUUCAGGCGGGGCGGCGUCAAAGAGCGCUUAACAACGGCGGAGGCGGGGGUGGAGGAGGGAGGAUAUGACCUAAAGCACCGUCCAAGAGGAAGGUC
Callorhinchus milii (elephant shark) is the source of this 4497-nucleotide messenger RNA. RefSeq names its product discoidin domain receptor family, member 2, like (gene ddr2l). Gene Ontology annotation, biological process: multicellular organism development; cell surface receptor protein tyrosine kinase signaling pathway; protein phosphorylation. Gene Ontology annotation, molecular function: protein tyrosine kinase collagen receptor activity; collagen binding; ATP binding. The record is from RefSeq and is a predicted model, not a curated record. The transcript has 17 exons. Gene Ontology annotation, cellular component: membrane; signaling receptor complex. Bases 315 to 3071 code for a protein of 918 amino acids. NCBI's taxonomy places the organism in Eukaryota, Metazoa, Chordata, Chondrichthyes, Chimaeriformes, Callorhinchidae.